This is a messenger RNA of Lizanozyma spartinae, 1014 nucleotides long. RefSeq lists its product as uncharacterized. The transcript has a single exon. Gene Ontology annotation, molecular function: protein-succinyllysine desuccinylase activity; NAD+ binding; protein-malonyllysine demalonylase activity. The record is from RefSeq and is a predicted model, not a curated record. NCBI's taxonomy places the organism in Eukaryota, Fungi, Ascomycota, Pichiomycetes, Serinales, Debaryomycetaceae. Bases 1 to 1014 code for a protein of 337 amino acids.
AUGAGCGAUACCAUUGAAGGACUAAAGGGAUAUCGACCACAGGAGAAUCGGGCAGCAGACAGCGAACACCAAAUAGAAGGUGAAGCCACAUUAAAUUCAGGAUCUAACUCGGAAAUUGAUCCGAUUACUCUAAGAGAAUUUCAAACCUAUUUAAAGCAAUGUAAGAAGAUCGUGGCGCUUGUUGGAGCCGGGCUUUCUGUAUCUUCAGGACUUCCAACCUUUAGAGGAACACAAGGACUUUGGAAGAAUUAUAAUAUAAUAGAUUUAGCUACACCAGAUGCAUUUUAUAUUGAUCCUGGUUUGGUCUGGCAGUUCUAUUCAUGGCGACGGAGUCAUGCACUUGAGGCAGAACCGAAUGAUGGUCAUCGUACAUUGGCCAAAUUAGCACUUAAUCCUAACGUUGAAUUCACAACCAUUACUCAAAAUGUUGAUGGUCUUCUGAUUAGAGCAGGACAUCCUAAGAAGAAGUUAUAUGAAAUUCAUGGAUCACUCUUCGAUUUAAAAUGCACUAGUUUUAUGUGUACAUAUGUUGAUCAUGAUAACUUUACAGAUCCAUUAACCAAAGAAUUGGCAGACUCGCGGUUCGAACAUGUGACAGUGUUUGCGGGUGCGGGUGGAGAAGGGGAUCGGGAUCGACCCCCAAUAGAAUCUCCUCAAUUUGCACCCAUCAAACAAAUACCUGAAUCGGAACUACCACUAUGUCCUUUAUGUAAUCUGUUACUUCGACCAGGGGUAGUAUGGUUUGGAGAGUCCUUACCUCUUAAGUUAAUUACAGGAGUUGAUAGGUUCAUAGAACAAGGAGAAAAAGUGGAUUUGAUCUUGGUUAUAGGGACUAGUGGCACUGUGUACCCUGCCAAUAGUUAUGUUGAUAGAGUAAGAUUUAAGGGAGGAAAAGUGGCAAUUUUCAACACAGAUAUCGAACUGCUGAUAAUGGCAGGGGAAGACAGAGAUACUUGGGGAUUUCAAGGGGAUGCAGCUAAGCUUCUACCCAUAGCGUUAGCUCCUUUGUUGUAA